CCGCCCACAAUGAGAGGAGCGAGCCGCGGUGAGUAAGCGGCCGCCGGCCGGGCCGGGCCGGGCCACGCGGGGCGGCGGCUGCUCGGGCAGGUCCGGGCAGCGCCGGGCGGGCGGGGGAGCCGGGGCCGAGCCCGGGACCCCGCGCCGCAGCCCGAGAGCCAGGACACCGAGGCCGCGGCUCCGCCUCCUCCCCGCCCAGCUCUCGCGGCCGGCGGCCGGCGCCCGGAGCUCCGAGCGCGCCCGGGCACAGCCUCACCGGAGCCGCCGCCGGAAACUGGCCCUGAGCGGCGGCCGCUGAGCCGGCCCGAGGCGGGGCCCGAAGUCGGGGCUGGAGCCCGAGCCCGAGCCGGGGCCGGAGGGUGAAGCCUGGUCGCUGAGCCGGGCCCGAGCCCCGCGCGGGUCAUGGCUGGGCCGCGGGGCGCGCUGCUGGCCUGGUGCCGCCGUCAGUGCGAGGGCUACCGCGGCGUGGAGAUCCGCGACCUGAGCAGCUCCUUCCGGGACGGCCUGGCCUUCUGCGCCAUCCUGCACCGGCACCGGCCCGACCUGCUAGAUUUCAAUUCGCUUUCCAAGGACAAUGUCUUUGAGAAUAACUGCUUGGCUUUUGAAGUGGCCGAGAAGGAGCUGGGGAUCCCUGCUCUCCUGGACCCCAAUGACAUGGUCUCCAUGUCUGUUCCCGACUGUCUCAGCAUCAUGACCUACGUGUCGCAGUAUUACCACCACUUCGCCAGCCCUGGCCAAGGUGGUGUGUCAUCACCCAAGAAAGGCCUGGCACCCUCCUCCCUGCCAUCUGCAGCACCCAGCCCAGCAGAACCAGGAGAUGGGGCUCAGGACGAGGAGCUGUCCUCGGGCAGCCUGUCAGAACAGGGCCCCCGCCGGGCCCCCAGCAGCACAUGCGCGGCCUGCCAGCAGCACGUCCACCUGGUGCAGCGGUUCCUGGCUGACGGCAGGCUCUACCACCGGCACUGCUUCCGGUGUCGGCAGUGCUCCAGCACCCUGCUCCCCGGUGCUUACCAGAGUGGGCCCGAGGAGGGCACCUUCGUGUGUGCAGCGCCGUGCACCAGGCUGGGCCCAGGUGGGCGGUCGGGGACCAGGCCUGGGGCCCCCCUGCAGCUGAAGGAGCAGCACCAGCAGCCACUUGCGGGAGAAGCCAAGGCCGUCGAGGGGAGCACCCCCAGUCCUGGUGUGGCUGCCGGGGCUGAGGCUGAUGGGCCCAAGGCCGGCUCCGAGGCCCGGCCCCAGAUCCCCACCAAGCCCCGGGUUCCAAGCAAACCCCAGGAGCUGACCAGCCCCCCACCCGGCCGCCCCACGCCGGCUCCCCGGAGGGUCUCUGAAGGUUCUGCGCCCACCCCCCCAAUGCCCCGGCCACGGUCCAGUCUGCAGCAGGAGAGCCCGGCAGAGCAGGGCGGCAGUGGCGGCCUGGUGAACGGAAGGCUGCAUGAACCCCCUAUUCCCAGGCCGAGAGGGACACCCAAGCUGUCAGAGAGGACACCAGCCCCCAGGAAGGACCCCCCAUGGAUCACGCUGGUACAGGCAGAGCCCAAGAAGAAGCCAGCCCCUCUUCCCCCGAGCAGCAGCCCCGAGCCGCCCAGCGGGCGGGUGGAGAACGGAGGCGUGAAGGAGGGGCCCCAGCGGAGCCCUUCGGCCAGCCUGGAGCCCAAGCCCUACAACCCCUUCGAGGAGGAGGAGGAGCCCCCGGCUGCACCCAGCCCUGCCCCGGCCCACCCGGAGUCCACACCUAAGUCCCUGCACCCCUGGUACGGCAUCACCCCCACCAGCAGCCCCAAGACAAAGAAGCGCCCUGCCCCCCGAGCACCCAAUGCGUCUCCGCUGGCUCUUCACGCCUCCCGCCUCUCACACUCAGAGCCCCCCUCAUCCACCCCGUCACCAGCCCUCAGUGUGGAGAGCCUUACUUCCGAGGGCUCCAGCCAGACUGCCAGCGGGGAACUUCUGGAGCCACCCGCCGUGCCCAAGAGCUCCUCAGAGCCGGCUGUGCAUGCCCCUGGCAUCCCUGUCACCUCAGCCAGCCUCUCUGCCAACUCCUCCCUGUCCUCCUCUGGGGAGCUGGGGCAGCCCAGCAUGGACCGGACACCUCAAGCCAGCCCUGGCCUUGCCACUAAUACUGGGGGCAGCCUAGGUCCCCAGCCAGCCAAGCCUUGCAGUGGUGCUGCUCCCACCCCACUCUUGUUGGUUGGAGACAGGGGCCCCACGCCUUCCCCUGGCACCUCGUCCCCCCAGCUCCAGGUAAAGUCUUCCUGCAAGGAGAAUCCUUUUAACCGGAAGGCAUCCCCUGCAGCCUCCCCGACCACAAAGAAAGCCACGAAGGGAUCCAAGCCGGUGAGGCCGCCUGCCCCAGGACACGGCUACCCGCUCAUCAAACGCAAGGUCCAGGCAGAUCAGUACAUCCCUGAGGAAGACAUCCACGGAGAGAUGAACACCAUUGAGCGCCAGCUAGAUGCGCUUGAACACCGUGGGGUGCUGCUGGAGGAGAAGCUGCGUGGCGGCGUGAAAGAGGGCUGCGAGGAUGACAUGCUGGUGGACUGGUUCAAGCUCAUCCACGAGAAGCACUUGCUGGUGCGGCGCGAGUCCGAGCUCAUCUACGUCUUUAAGCAGCAGAACCUGGAGCAGCGCCAAGCUGAUGUGGAGUAUGAGCUCCGGUGCCUUCUCAACAAGCCCGAAAAGGACUGGACGGAGGAGGACCGGGGCCGGGAGAAGGAGCUGAUGCGGGAACUCGUGACCCUCAUCGAGCAGCGCAACGCUAUCGUCAACUGCCUAGACGAGGACCGGCAGAGGGAGGAAGAGGAAGACAAGUUGUUGGAAGCUAUGAUCAAGAAGAAGGAGUUCCAGAAGGAGGCUGUGCCCGAGGGCAAGAAGAAGGGGAAGUUCAAGACCAUGAAAAUGCUGAAGAUGCUGGGAAACAAGCGCGAUACCAAGAGCAAGUCCCCCGGGGACAAGAGCUGACGGCAAGGGAGCCAGCCAGAGACUGCCAUCCACUCCUGGCUCUGCCUGGGCUGUGCCCCGCUGCUGGGGGCCCCCUGCUUCCCUUCAGGAUCAAGCGCGAGGAGAGAUGAAUUAUGGGAGGAGGCCGCUGGGCCAGGGCCUCUCCCUCCUCGUGGUCCUCCUUCUGGUCUGGGCCAAAGAGUUUCUUCUGUCUUCUUCGAGCCCAAGCAGCUGCAGCUCAGCCCUGCCCAGCCUGGUUCUGAGGACUCCAGAGGCCGUGACUGACCCAAGGAGCAGGAGCGUGCAGGGUGCCAGGAGGGGCGGCAACUGAGUGCACCUGCCCUCUCGCCCCUCCCAGCCACCGCUGUGAUGGGGCAGCUCUCUAGUCCCUCUUCCCUUCUGUACCGAAUCCAGGUGGGAGAGUUAGCCAUCCUUCCCUCCAUGGGGUCACGGCAGACCCCUGCAGCCCAGUCUCCUAACUCCAGGGUUCUGCCCCUCCUGGCAGCCAGCCAGCGGGGCCACCUCUCCUUCCUGCCCCGGCCCUGGCUCCCAGGCCCUGUCUUCCUUCCCAGUGCAGGCCCCCCGGCCCUGCACCCCAGUUCCUCCUCACUCAGGAGCUCUAUUUAUGAAGUCCCUAAUUUAGUGUGAGUUAUUUCCUGAGUGGUCUGGGCUUAGUCCUCAGACACAAACUGCGUGAUGGGCAAAUUCCUCCGUCUCUCUCUCCAAGUCCGGAGAUGCCUCCUGCAUUUCUCCUUAUUCCCUAGGGCUGUGAUGGCCAUGCUGGGGCAGGUGGGUGUGCCUGUCCCUUCCCCUAAACUCCCCCCGAGGGCUUGAGUCCCCCAGCAAGGGCCUCUGGGAGGCAGGCUUGUUUUCAGUUCCAGUUCCUGAUCAUCAGCCUAGGGAGCUUGCUCCUCAAGUCGGUGCUAAUCCUGGAUCCUUAACCCUCUGUUGUCCGAUCCCUAAUUUAGAGCUCAGGUCUAGGAUAGCGGGCCUCCUUCCCGCCUGUGGUCGUGGCUGGCUCUUCUUCACCCCACCUUAUUCACCACUGCAGGAUUGAGGCCCACUCACCCACCAUCAGGGCCGUGGGAGAGGAGAAGCCCGUGGGGCCAACCCCCUUUUCCCCAGGGAAUGUGCCCACCAGCCCUUGGUCGAAGCACUGUUGCUAUAAGCUAUCUCUGGGACACCUCCGGGGCUCCCUUCCCUCAACACGCCUCUGGGGAAAGAUCGCACUGUAUUAACUCGCGAGGAUCUUCCUCACCAACAAUAAAUGGAGACCACUUCAGUUGCCAGUG
This is a messenger RNA of Choloepus didactylus (southern two-toed sloth), 4229 nucleotides long. It is a transcript of the gene MICALL1, whose product is annotated as MICAL like 1. The coding region runs from base 403 to 2958 and encodes 851 amino acids. The record is from RefSeq and is a predicted model, not a curated record. Lineage: Eukaryota; Metazoa; Chordata; Mammalia; Pilosa; Megalonychidae. Gene Ontology annotation, molecular function: protein binding. The transcript is spliced from 16 exons.